Molecule: messenger RNA, 667 nt
Organism: Olea europaea var. sylvestris
Lineage: Eukaryota; Viridiplantae; Streptophyta; Magnoliopsida; Lamiales; Oleaceae
Product: stress enhanced protein 1, chloroplastic-like
Exons: 4
Coding region: 105-527 (140 amino acids)
Biological process (GO): cellular response to high light intensity
Source: RefSeq, a predicted model, not a curated record
GACACGUGUCCUUUUCUACUUCGUUCUUUGCCUUGCAAUUUGUAUGAGAGAAAAAAGGGAUAGCAAUUUAGAGGACUGCAUCUACUUUCUCUCUGCAACCUAAAAUGGCCAUGGCUCAAAUUUCCAAUCCCCUCUGCUAUAACACUUCUAUUCGAGAUGUUUUCGUGUCAACUCCGGCAACAGUAAUCUCAACUGCUGGUUUCUCCCGUAAGUUUGGAACGGCAUUCGCCACUGGUUCUUCCAUCUUGAUUCAGAGACAUUGCCAAAGAAACCCUGCAACCAAAGCAACAUCAGUUUCCAUAAGAUGUGAGCAGAGCACUAAGGAAGGAAGCAGUUUGGAUGUAUGGCUUGGACGACUGGCAAUGGUUGGCUUUGCAACUGCUAUUAGUAUUGAAAUAGCAACAGGAAAAGGACUUCUAGAGAAUUUUGGGCUCACGGCCCCCUUGCCUACAGUGGCCUUGGCUGUUACAGCACUGGUGGGAGUUUUGACGGCGGUCUUCAUUUUCCAAUCUGCAUCUGAAAAUUGAUUCGAUUAAUUUCUUUCUGUUUAGUGCCUGUAAAACCAUGUAUUUUCAAAAAUAUUGUCAGCCAGUUGUGUUGUAAUAUUUUCUUAUAAUUGACCUAUGCCAAUAAAAGUAAUAAUUUUGGAGAAAGUAUAUUCUUGUUC